Messenger RNA from Epinephelus lanceolatus (giant grouper), 6389 nucleotides. RefSeq names its product armadillo repeat-containing protein 1-like. Gene Ontology annotation, molecular function: metal ion binding; protein binding. Lineage: Eukaryota; Metazoa; Chordata; Actinopteri; Perciformes; Serranidae. The record is from RefSeq and is a predicted model, not a curated record.
AGCAGGAAGAAUCGCCUUCGUUUAUUUACCGUCACAGUGAGCAGCACCUGACACACAACGUGUCUUUAUUUAAUUCACAUAUAAAUGUUAUAAAUAUUAACCUGUGAAUGACGUCAGUCAGCUGCCGCCUCGGAGCCGUGACGUGUUUCCUGCUGUUCAUGUCUGUUCACCGUGAGACUGACGGAGGAGAAGCUAACGCGACUGCUAGCCGCUAACGUUAGCCGUUAGCCGCUCGGAGCCGGUGACCGUCAGAGUUGGUCGUUGCAUGGGUGAGUGACAGUCAACCAUGAGUGCGGAGCCGGACGCCCUGGCCGUGGUCAACCAGCUGAGAGACCUGGCCGCCGACCCCAUGAACCGCAGGGCCAUCGUCCAGGACCAGGGCUGCCUGCCGGGACUCAUCCUGUUCCUGGACAACCCCAACCCUCAGGUGGUCUACUCCGCCCUACUGGCGAUCCGGUACCUGGCAGAAUGCCGAGCCAACAGGGAGAAGCUGAAGGGGGAGCUGGGGAUGAUGCUGAGCCUCCAGAACGUCGUACAGAAAGCGACGACUCCUGGAGAGACGAAGCUGCUGGCGUCUGAGAUCUACGAGCUCCUGCAGGCGUCCAGCAGCGCCGACUCUGAGCCGGCCGAGGAGGCCGUCAGCAGCCGCCGCAAAGCCCAGUUCUUCCUGGGCUCCAGCAACAAGAGGGCCAAGACCGUCAUCCUCCACAUCGACGGACUGGACGACUCGAGUCGGAGGAGUCUGUGUGAGGAGGCUCUGCUGAAGAUCAGAGGAGUCAUCAGCUUCACCUUCCAGAUGACCGUGAAGAGAUGCAUCGUCCGAAUCCGAUCAGACCUGAAGGCCGAGGCUCUGGCGUCUGCGAUCGCCUCCACUCAGGUGAUGAAGGCUCAGCAGGUGGUGAAAGGAGAGAACGGAGACGAGGUUUUGAUCCCGCUGGCGGAGGACGGUUCGGUGGAGGUGGAGCAGAAUGUGGACCUGCCGGACUACCUGCCGGAGGACGAGAGCCCGUCUCAGGAACCCGACAAGGCGGUGAGCCGGGUGGGAUCCAGCCAGGAAGGGAACAGCUGGCUGGGCGCCGCCACCAACUUCCUGUCCCGGUCCUUCUACUGGUGACCCUGUGGGGCCACCGCCCCCUCAGUCAAUCAUCCCGCCUCCUCUCAGAACCAAAAUCUACCUGUUGCCAAAUUUCACCGCUGUCUGUCUCAGUCAGAGAGACAAAGACCUAGACAGAUCCUCUAACAAUGAGUGUAAAAACAGAGCGUGCAGCACUUUACCGCUGCGGUGAAAACAGGCUGCUGUUCCAGGCGAGAGGAGCCCAUCCAAUAAAAACACAGGACUGGGGUUUCAGUUUGAGGUGAGACGACGUCCUCUCUGCAAACGGGUCCAUCUGUUCCAAACCAAAUUGUCUUAAUGGACAGGAAGUGUCCUGCAGCGACAUGAACAAACACCAAGUUAGAAUAAAGAGGACCAAACGGGACGUCCCUCUCUUCCCUUUUAUUAUUUAUUUAUUUGACCAACAGACUGAGCGACUCUUCUUCUGCAGUUUGACGUGAUUUUAAGGACAAGCAGUUGGAGUUCAGUCAGCGGUGCCUUCAGUCCCUCUGAUCCUCCGUCACCUCAGGCUGCAGCUAACUGUUGUUCAUUAUGAUUCAGUCACGGGUUCAUCGACUGUCUGAAAUCAAUGGUGACAAACACUCAGAGCGACGUGUUCAAAUGAUCCGCCUCAGUACACUCUUAUCAUGCCCCAUCAAUGAUCAAAACAAGAAUAAUAAAAUCCUCCUCACCCUUAAUACUGAACUUUUUCAAAGCAGCUUCUUUAUCACUGUAACUGUGAUUAAACCUCAGGAGUCGUAUUCACAAGCAUUCAGAGAAAACUCACAGAGCUCUGAAGCCUAGAUAUUUUCAGUAAGGAGUCAGAGGUCAGGAUUAUUUAGGGAAGUUCUCAGAGGGACAGAAACUGUGACCUCAGUGAGGAGGUGUGGUCGACCCUGUCGUUAAGGGUGACACAUUCCUUUAACAGAUGUGAUUGGUUGUCAGUGACACACCCCUCUGUGAGUCUGUAAGGUGUGAGGACACCCAGUGGACACGAGAUGAACUGCAGACUGUGAAAGUGUUGCCAACAUCUGUGUCUCAGUUCAGGGCCGCAUCUGAUACACCGGAGACGCCGCCAUCUGAUACAUUUCAGGCUGAUGGAGUGUUUUCAGGUAAACUUAUUAAAUUAAGAUUGUUUAAGCUGUGUGCUUUCAGCUAACGUAAUGUUAACAACAGUUAACCGUUAGCUAGUUAACAACUGUUUGUUAACUUACAAUUACAAUUGUCACCAGCGUGCGACGCAUCUUGGGAUAGGCUGGACCGCAAAGGAUUCAUCCUCUGCAUCCGCGUGGGACGCGUCGAUGUGACACAGUUGGCCUUCAAAUGCAGCCUUUGGAGGCUGCGGCCCUGAACUGAGACACUGCUAACGUUCACUGCUGAACCCAAAAAAUCUUGUCUUGUUGUGAUUUUAUUUCGGGCGUUACAGCAUUAUUCCAUUGGCUGUGAAAUGUGUGCGUACGCCUUCUGAGUCUGACCACACAUAUUCUCCCUGCACCCUCUAGUCGGUAGCAUUUCAUUUCCUCACUGUCCUCCAGUGUUUGGAGAAUUUAUCCGACCUCUUUGUGUUUCCACCAUUUUCUCCUCUGAUUCAUAAACUCAUAAAGUCCUCCUCUCUGCUCCGAACAGUGUUUCACCUCAGGAGCUCCUUAACGGUCUGAGACACUUUGUGAAUAACUUUUAUCUUCACAAGACCUCGUCUUAACUUUGAGGGGAAAUUCUAAGAAAACGUCACAGUUCCAAUAAUUUUCUUUCUUUCUUCACUCUUUCACGCUUUCUGUCAAGCAACUCUUCAUACUAGGAGUCUUUGUGAAUACGGCCCCAGAUGUUUGAGGUGUCCUAAUAAAUGUUUUUAAAUGGCGUCUGCCAACCAUCCCAGAGUAUUUCCUGGAUAUCCUGUGGAUGCAGGCGCCUCAGGUUCAGAUUUUUACAGGUUCAUGUAAAUUCGAAGCUCUUUGAACAGCGCCAGGCAUGUAAACCAAUAUUACAUUGUGGCCAGAAGUGGAAUUACACCAUUCGGGUCCGUCACCUGACGCCCCCCAGACCAUAAACACCCAUUUUUCCCGCAGACUUACGUUGUGAAGGAGACGACUGUAAAUCAGUGGAUAAAUUAUUCUGAGCAUCACAGCCUCAGAGAAAUGACUUGUUUCACUAUCAGAAUUUGAUCCAUUCACUCCAAUAACAUUUGAGAAGUCUAUCAAAUCAAAUCAAAUCAUUUUAUAGCCAUUCUAGUUAGCUGUUCAGCUGCUGUUCAGUCUCCAGUGCGCUGGCUCUGUGGGCUGCACACUGUGGACGAUACAGGUCAUUUCAUACCGAGGAAAUCGAGCUUUUUGGCUUCAUGCACCGCUGAGCAACUUUAACGGGAAUGAACAGGCCCCGCCUCCAACGCUGUGUCCAGGUGUCUUUAAACAUCCACUCUGGAUGAACAUCGUUCUGAGUGUUUGUCAUCAUUUCUGACAGAGUGGAAUCUAAAGCAGACUGACGGCGAGCUGCAGCCUUCCUCGGUGGAGUUAAAGGACAGUGAACAGAUCUGAGGUCAGAGGGACGGACUCGUUACUGAAAGGUCACAGGUUUGAUUCCUUGUUACUGCUGAGAGAACAGUGCUUUACUUUUAUUUCCAGUGUUUACACCAGUGUCCCCGAAUGAACGCCUUCACACUGAACUUUAUUUAAAAUGUCCCCGUGGAUCAAACUCCUGCUUCACGUUUAAACAUGGUGGUGUUUUAUGGAGCAAUGUUACCGAACUGUAUUCUUAUUUAUUGUUGGUGAUGUGACAGGGAAUCAUUUCUGCACGGUUUAAUCUGAGUGUGUUUUUAACUGAGACUUUGAAAAGAAACAACAACCCCAGAGAUCAUCUGUACCAUAGGCUGUACGUAAAGAUGGACGACGCGUCUCCACUUCCUCCCACUGUACAAAAAUGAAGCCAGAAUGUCCUGAUACUGCCGCUGCCAUCUUGUUCUGGUGACGUCAUUUGGAGCCAGAGUCUGCGCUGUACAGAUCUCUGUGAUACCAAGUUUUCGCCCAUGCACCCGGCACGCACACUGCUUGGCUCACACAGCCAUCAAUCAUGAUGUCACAUCCUCCUUUUUACAACCUUAAAUAACCAAUUAAACCCAAACUGACUGAAACACAAAAAGAGUCUUUGGGAAAAAUUAAUCUGACAUGCUCUUUGAGUUUUCAGUUUGGCUCCCAUCCGCUAACAUGGAGGGGGCGGGGUUUAUGACCUGUACUGCAGCCAGCCACAUUCAGAUGUUUUGGCUUCAAUUUUAGGGAACUAUCAUGUUGUCCAUCUUUAUACACAGUCUGUGGUUUGCGCAAGGAGCUUUUUUUGACCCAUAUUUACCGCUAUUGUUAGGUGGCGACAUCUAGUGGCCGUAGUCAUUAUGACAGGAGAUAAGACAGGAAGUCAGCUGAUGCAGAAUAAAGAGCGACAAAGUGUGUGUACACAGGAAGUGGAUGAAACACAUGACUUUGACCUAGGAGGUCACCGUGUCCCGUCUGAAACCAAAAGUCAGCGUUUUUUAACCGACGUACGUAAGUUAACCUACGUCAGGUACACACAGGGCUGAGCAGCGUUUACAACAUUAAGAUACCAGAACUCUUAAAGUGAUACUCAAACCAAUAAAGAACGUCAUUUGAUACCUUUUUCUACAUCAUUUCGAUAAUUAUGUGAAUGGAAGCUUUAAGUUGCCUAAAUCGUCACCAAACUUUCUAACGCUUCGGUGGCGUGUCGGCACACUGACCACCGCGCUCGUCUUCAUCGCACCAGACUGUUUGGGUUUUGUGGGCCAAUGACACGUCACAUUAAAUCAAAGAACGCACUGAUUGGCUUCGAGCAAAACCAUAAAGGAUCAAAUGCAGGUAUGAUCUGACUGAAGGAGAUUUGAUCCUACCUGGUACUGAGUUAUUCAGUCGAUAAGAGUUCAGAUACUCAGCCCUACGUACGGAACAUAUUUUGAGCUCCAGUGUGUCGGAUUUAAAUCUAAUCUAAUGGUUGUGUUCUCGUUACCUCAGAAUGAGACGAACUCUGUAGACAAGGACCUGCUCCCUAUGUAGACAUAAACAUCUCAUUCUGAGGGAACGAGAACACAACCAUGAGAUCAAGGUUUGGAUUGGACACACUGGAGCUUUAAGUUCUGUCAUUAAGGUGUGAGGAAGUGUCGAUCUGUAAUUUCAGAAGCGCUCCUGUGGGUGGUGUUAAAGAGGAGGAACAAACCGCCUGUGAGGUCGGACAUGUUGGAGGACCUUUAGUUUUCAGACAGAGCAGAAAAUAUUGGAGCAGGUUAGAAUGAUGUCAGGUGUGUUUAAGAAGCAUCUCCAAGCUUUUGACAUUAAAGGCCUUCGCACAUUGAGUCUGUUUUGUCGCAUGUCCAUAAAUAAGUACGACCUCACGUUGUGUCAUGUUCACACACUGAGCCCAACAGUUUCACCCGUCAUUAAACAUCGUGGAACAGCUUCAGUUUCCUGCGUUUUUUGCUUCCGUCAGAGUCUUUAGAGACGUCUGACCUCUAAUCAGUGAAGACAAUGUCAGAUAGUGACAUUCAGGAUGAUGAUGAUGACGAGGAGGAGGAUGUGGACCACACGUAGCUCCGCCCCUUCAUGCAGCUGUGGUGACAAAUGAAAGAUGGGGAGGAAGUGAUGUCAGAUAGGUAACUCCAGUGACGAGAGAGACAAAGGAGGAAAUGUGUCUUUUCAUUUUGUCACGUGUUGUGAAUUUUCACUUGAGAAGAAUAAAACACAUCUCAGUCUGUGUGUAACGAAUUCUUCUGGAUGACGGAUUUUUAAAAAAAAACAGACUCAGUGUGCGAAGGCCUUCAGUGUAACCAGGAAGUGACCGCGCUCUGAGCUUCACACAGUUUUUACGACAUGAUUCACAUCAACAGUUUUUAUUAAAUGACUCUUUGCUUCUGAAAUCACGUCGGUGUUAAUUAAUAAUUCACCGGACAGAAACAUGUCUGAAAACACUGCGAUGAUUUUAAAUGAAACAGAAACUGUUGUUUGAUUUCCAGGAGACGUCGAUGACAUCAUCAGUUUUUAUAAUUUUAAUGGAUCAUGACGACGAGGAGGUGAAACGACCUUUAAUGACCCUGUACAGAUUUCUACUGUCCUGUUAUGAUGCUGUUGUGUCUGUGUGUUUGUGUGUUCAUGUACCUGCCAGGUGUGCUCAUAGCUCCGCCCACAACACACACUGUCCAAUCACAUUCUGAGAAGCCUGUUGUCAGAUGUUAGCAUGAGCUUGGAUCUAAAUUACAGUAUUGGCCUGAAUAUGAGACAACUGAUUAAAAUGAGAGAAAACCAGA